CCAGAUGGAGAGUUUAUCCUGAAUCAGCAGAUGAGUGUGUUCAUCUCUCUUUCAGCCUCUCAGUCGGCCAGUCUCUCUCAGAACAGCAGCAUCAUGACUCGAACACUCCUCAAAAUCUACACCCUCUUCAUCCUCCUCCUGUGCCGACAGUGCGACGCAAACCGCAAACUCCUGGUGUUUCUGAUCGACGGAUUCCGCCAUGAUUACAUGGACGACUUACAAAACUUGCCGGGCUUUCGGGAGAUCGUGGAAAACGGCGUCAAAGUGGAUUACCUGACUCCAGAUUUCCCCAGUCUGUCCUAUCCAAACUACUACUCUCUAAUGACAGGACGCCACUGCGAGGUGCACCAGAUGACUGGGAAUUACAUGUGGGACACAGACACCCAGAAGGAAUUCCUGAUCGGAACCAAUUCGGACAGCCGUCUGCCCAUGUGGUGGGAUGGAUCAGAGCCGCUGUGGGUCACCAUGCAGAAAAAAGGGAAAAAAGUCUAUAUGUACUACUGGCCAGGUUGCGAAGUGACGAUUCUCGGAGUCAGACCUACGUUCUGUGAGGAAUAUGUGUACAAUCCUUCAGAGAAAAACCUGACGGACUCAAUGGAGAACGCUCUCAAUGCGCUAAAGAGCAAUAAAGCAGACAUGGCUGGCAUUUAUUAUGAGAAGAUUGAUGUGGAAGGGCAUCACUUUGGGCCUCGCUCUCCAGAAAUACAGCGCGCCAUUCGCUCCCUGGAUCAGGCUUUCCAAAUUCUCAACCAGAAAAUCAGGGAGAAGAAUAUGAGGGAUAAUAUAAACGUGGUGCUGUUCUCUGAUCAUGGCAUGACUCAGCUGAAGUGGAUGGAGAAGAUCAUUGAACUGGACAACUACAUUGACAUGUCCCACAUCAUUAAAAUGAUGGACAGAGGGCCCGUGGUCAGUCUGUGGCCCAAACAGGACAAGUUUGAGGAGAUCUAUCAGAACCUGAGCACAGCGGACAACAUGAACGUUUAUAAGAAACACGAGAUCCCAGACCGUUUUCACUACAAGAAUGGGCAGUUCGUCUCAACGCUGACGCUAGUCGCAGAGCCUGGAUGGUUUAUCACAGAGAAUAAAGCCAAACUGCCCUUCUGGAACAACGGCACAGAAGUGGCUGAGGGCUGGCAACACGGCUGGCAUGGCUACGAUAAUGAGUUUGUGGACAUGAGGGGAUUUUUUCUGGCACAGGGACCAGACUUCAAGAGCAACUAUCGUGCGGGUCCCAUCCGAACAGUCGAUGUAUAUAAUGUCCUGUGUAAGGCGCUGGGGAUGGAUCCUCUCCCGAACAACGGCUCGUGGUCCCGUGUGGAGUGUAUGAUGAGGAGCUCUGCUGCUGCGGCCGGAGCUUCACUGAUCUUCUGCUGUUUCCUGCUGCUCCUCGCGCUCGCCAGCAUCUGCUAACAUUCAUCCACGCUCAUCAGUAAUCAACACACCUGAUAAAUGCCAGGAAAAACAUUGGUAUCAGCUUUUUUUAUUUGCUGCGCUGCCUCUAUUUUUUGAGCUGUAAAUAUCACCCGUUGCUGAUGGAGUUGAAGAAACGAUUGGCCAUUUUGCACAUUUGCUUUCUCUGAAAUUGGAUGACCUUUAAGAUUUAUAUUUUAGUAAGGUGAUCUCUGUGUUCUCCAGAUGUUUUCUGUCGUUUCGUGACUAUUCAAUGUAUCCUGUCCGACAUAGGCUCAUUCUGAAAACGUAGCCCUAUAUACAUUUUUGGAGAUCACGAAUUAUGUAGACAGAAGUACGUAUGGUUGCAUUUCAUCUUUAAAACGAACACUAGGGGGCGGUAUGACGCCGUUUCCUUUCUCACUUACUAGCUGACUGCUUACCUCUGUGUACAUGGCUUUCCCGCUGUUAAAAGUUUGUCCAAUACCUCGCCAUGUACGUCGGCGGACUUGAGAUGCAGAGAGGAGUUGACCACGAUGACAGGAUUUGAGUCUGAUGAAGAACGGUUCCAGAAAGCAGGUAAGACUAAAAAUAAAAAUAAUCCAAAAAAUAAAAUAAACAAGUAAAUAAUAGGGUGAGAAUGUGGUAAACUCUGUAAGCAUGGUAAAAAUUAGGUGAGGCUUUUCUUUUUGUGGAUUGCUUUGGAAAAUUGUUGGUUGGGUUUAGGGUAGUGGAUGGGCGCUGGUCAAUCUGUGCUUUUGAAAACACUAUCGGUUGGGUUUAGGGAAGGAGGAGGGUUGGUCAGUCGAUCGGUCAGUCAGUCUGUCGACAGCGGCCUCUGGUGGAUUUACGCGAGAACAGCAGGCUCGAAUGGCACUCGCGAGAGAAAUUUGAGAUCUCAAAAAGCGUACACAGCGCCCUCUGGUGGAUCCACAAAAACGUAGCUCCUGGAAUGUAUUUGGCGCUCUCCAGAAAUGUAUAUAUAAGUACGUUUUCAGAAUGAGCCUGGGUUGAUCCUGUCAAUCUUAAACACACACUGUAAGGGCGGAUUUAUUAUUUUUCUUAUAACGUUUUAUUAUGUUAAGUAAUUUGACUAAUGCCGUCACCUUGGAAUUAUAAGUUUCUGUCUGUGUUAUGAGCAGUAUUAAGAUAUUGAGAUGUUGAAUUUCAAAAUCCUUUUAAAGUUAUAAAUGGAGAUUAUUGGAAUAAACUUUAUAAUUCUAAUAAAAAAAAAACACUUUCUGUCAUUAUACUGGAAUUAUGGAGAAUUACAUAUAACUAUGUUUAACUAAGGCAAUAAAUAUAAGAAAAAACUAACCGUUUGUUGUAUUUGAAUAAAUAGUGACCUAUUAUGCUCCUUUUCACAAGAUGUAAAAUAAAUCUCUGAUGUCCCUUAGUGUGUUUAUGUGAAGUUUCAACUCGAAAUACCACUUAAAUAAUGUUUUGAAACUGACCCUUUUAGGCUUUGAUGUGCCAUAUUUGGUGACUGUCACUUUAAAUUCAAAUGAGAUUGUGCUCUUUUCAAAAGAGGGCGGAGCUACAAAUGCCUGUAGGUGCGUCCCAAAUUGCAUAGUUAUGCACUAUUCUUCGCCAUUUUGAAGUAUAAACAGUGUAAGUAGUGCAUUCUGAAUACUCUAAAAAUAAUAAGUGCACUUUCAUUACCUGGAUAAUGCACUUAUUCAACUGGUAAAAUGAAGUGUGUGAUGUUGGACACUUCACAAACUCAACGGCCGCUUCUUUGCUUACGUAGCGGAAGGGGCGGAGCUUUCGGGCACACAUGUUGGAUAACUAUUUAUUUUGGAUUGUAAAAGCAAAAUUCUCCUAUGAGAGUGAUUAUAGCGCCUCCCAAUGGUGAAUAUUAUACUCAUGGCAGGUAUUAUUUGUUGCUUUGGUCAUUUAUUUCACUAAUUUGGCAACCGUCAAACCAUCAUCUGGGAAACGGUUUGAAUUUCCGCUUAGUAAAAAAAAAAACAGUGUUCCAUUUGGGAUGACAAUAUAUACAUAUACUAG
Messenger RNA from Danio aesculapii, 3399 nucleotides. It is a transcript of the gene enpp6, whose product is annotated as ectonucleotide pyrophosphatase/phosphodiesterase 6. The transcript has 8 exons. Bases 31 to 1410 code for a protein of 459 amino acids. The record is from RefSeq and is a predicted model, not a curated record. Lineage: Eukaryota; Metazoa; Chordata; Actinopteri; Cypriniformes; Danionidae.